AAAAUAUUCAAAAUCAGAGCCAAAAUUAAAACAAAAACCCUAGCGCCUCUCUCUCUCUCUCUCUCCCACACUCUCAAAUCGAUUCCCUCGCUAUCGCCAUUUCUCCCUCCAUUUUCGCUCUGGAUUUUGAGCUUCCUCUCUCCACCUCCCGAAUCGAGAGAUUCUUUAAUCUAAAGCUGAACCUUUCUCGAUCUGAACGUUUUCCGAAGCAGAAGGUUUGAAUUGAUGAUUUCCGUUGCUUUCUCUCGUCCUAUAGACCUAAUCUAUAGUAGCUGUCACUGCUCAAGAGAGAGCAAUAUCUGCUAAAACAAUCGGGAGAAUCAAUAAGGCCAACGCCGCAUAUGGGGAAGGUGUCACCUAAGGACUCGGAUUCGAAAAUCUCAGCGAGGAAGAAGAAGUUGAAAAGUUCAAGCAACAAAUAUUUAAAGCCAGGGGCUCUGGUUCAGCUAUGUUACACCAAAGCGUCGGCUGCUGCUAAGUCAUGCAACGAUUUGGGGAAGAAACGAGUACCUGUGUUUGAUACUAGGCAUGCAAGGAACAAUAGAACUGCUGUGGAACCUGUCGCUUCUCCCAAAAGCCCUCUGAUGUUGUCGCCGGUCAACGUUGUUAAGCGGAGCAAUCUGGUGAGGCCGAUGAAGUUCGAUGAUCUGCAGGUGGAGAGUAAGGCUUGUAAGAUGUUAUCCCCGAUGGGUAUUGUUAUGCAAAACACGUUGUUGAAGACACCGAAAACGCCACAAGCUGAUCCUUGCAAUUCUGAAUCUCAAUUUGAGUCUCUCCCCAUGGAUUUACUGGUUAAAAUAGUUUGUCAUCUGCACCAUGAUCAGCUGAAGGCAGUUUUCCAUGUUUCUCAAAGAAUAAGAAAGGCUACCUUGAUUGCAAGGCAAUAUCAUUUCAAUUAUACAACACCGGACCGCUCAAGGCAGGAAAUGUUGAGUGUCAUGACCCCAAUGCCAAUAAAUCGUUGGCCAUUUCUUAGCAAAGGAGAUGGAAACCCAACAAUGGUGUCAAGCCCACAUACCCCAAAAGCACCAAGACAUGCUCCUCGGCCACCUUUUCGAACCAAACUCACAGAGAUGAAGCAAAUCACUGCUGUUCUUUUCCAAGACCAGACGACAUUCCCUUCAAGAUGCAUCGUUCCUUCUGUUCUCCAAAGGCCGACUUUGUUCAAACCAUUGGCUCCCAAGCACCCUCGAGUGCUCUUCUAUGAGGAUGAAUUAUGUCAAGCUGUUGCUCAAAACAACCUUCGCUGAUUACACUUGCUGCGGUCAGACGCUUCGUUUCGCUUUUCCCUCUCUGUUCAUAUUACCUGUGUCUUCAUCGCCUUGAUCAUUGUUCGUGAUCAUCUUUGUCCUCAUCAUCAUCAUCAUCAACUGUUAGAUUAUAUAGUAAAGAGCAUGCAAGUUUUGUAGCAGUGCUAGUUCAGGGUUCUAGGUUUACAUGACAUCUCGUAGUAUCAUUUUAAGGUUUCUAAGGUUUAGUCAUCUGAGGUUGUCAUAAUAAGUGUUUUUGAUUUGGUCGAUUGAGUCUUGUGUAUAUUUUCUGCAUCUAUAUGGAUCAGUGGUUUUUUUUCCCCUUCCAUUUAUUGCUUUUGCUUUCUUUUUUCUUAUAUUGGUUCUUAAAUUUUCCGUGAAUGGAACUGUACCAAAAUUGAUGACGGUAUCCUCGUGUUCAUGUAAAGUAUACGAUUUAACGACACCAG
Molecule: messenger RNA, 1699 nt
Organism: Thlaspi arvense
Lineage: Eukaryota; Viridiplantae; Streptophyta; Magnoliopsida; Brassicales; Brassicaceae
Source: the annotation of a GenBank genome assembly